Molecule: messenger RNA, 1203 nt
Organism: Orycteropus afer afer
Lineage: Eukaryota; Metazoa; Chordata; Mammalia; Tubulidentata; Orycteropodidae
Product: arylacetamide deacetylase-like
Exons: 5
Coding region: 1-1203 (400 amino acids)
Cellular component (GO): membrane
Molecular function (GO): carboxylic ester hydrolase activity
Source: RefSeq, a predicted model, not a curated record
AUGGGAAGAAACACUCUUUUGUUUCUGAUUGUGGGAGUCCUUCUGGCAUAUUAUGUUUAUACACCUCUCCCAGAUAAUAUCGAGGAGGCAUGGAAACUGGUGUGUUUAACCACAUGUAUGAAAACCCUAACAAAUUUGGCUUUGUUUGCUGAACUACUGGGAAUUACCCAUUUCAUUAACACUGCAACAUUCUUUAUAAGCUUUCAAGAAGUCCCACCCACAUCUGAUGAAAACGUGACUGUGACAGAGACAACUUUCAACAGCAUUCCUGUCCGUGUAUAUGUACCAAAGCGAAAGACAGAAACACUAAGAAGGGGGUUAUUUUAUAUUCAUGGUGGUGGCUGGUGCUUGGGGAAUGCUGCUAUAUUCAAUUAUGACUUUCUGUCAAGGAGGACAGCUGAUAGACUUGAUGCUGUUGUUGUAUCAACCAACUACAGACUAGCACCCAAAUAUCAUUUUCCAAUUCAAUUUGAAGAUGUCUAUAAUUCAUUAAUGUGGUUCCUACGCCAAGAUGUUCUUGAAAAAUAUGGUGUAAAUCCUGAAAGAAUUGGUAUUUCUGGAGACAGUGCUGGUGGGAAUUUAGCUGCAGCAGUGGCUCAACAGCUCUUAGAUGAUCCAAAUGUCAAGAUCAAACUCAAGAUUCAGGCUCUAAUAUACCCUGCUCUUCAGGCUCUUGAUAUGGAUUUGCCAUCAUAUAAAGAAAAUGCACAUUUUCCAGUUCUGAGUAAAUCACUCACAGUUAGGUUGUGGGGGGAAUACUUUACUACAGACAGGUCUCUUGAAAAAAACAUGCUCUCCAAACAACAUGUUCCAGUGGAAUCAAGCCACCUGUUCAAGUUUGUUAAUUGGAGUUCCUUGCUCCCUGAGAAGUUUAAGAAAGGGCACUUCUAUAGCAGUCCAACAACUCUUGGUAAUUCUGAACUGGCUAAAAAAUAUCCUGGCUUCCUAGAUGUGAGAGCUGCACCCUUGCUGGCUGAUGACAAAAAGUUGCAUGGUUUACCCCUGACUUACAUCAUCACCUGUCAAUAUGAUGUCUUAAGAGAUGAUGGCAUCAUGUAUGUCACCCGACUUCGGAAUGCUGGAGUUCAGGUGACCCAUAACCACAUAGAUGAUGGAUUCCAUGGAGUUCUUUCCUUUUAUGAAUUUAAAGUUGGAUAUAAGACAGAAAAUCAGUAUAUUAGUUGGCUAAAUGAAAAUCUAUAG